Messenger RNA from Cicer arietinum (chickpea), 3797 nucleotides. RefSeq names its product pentatricopeptide repeat-containing protein At3g63370, chloroplastic. Gene Ontology annotation, biological process: RNA modification. Lineage: Eukaryota; Viridiplantae; Streptophyta; Magnoliopsida; Fabales; Fabaceae. The record is from RefSeq and is a predicted model, not a curated record. Gene Ontology annotation, molecular function: RNA binding; zinc ion binding; protein binding.
UCGAAAGUUGUGUAUGUAAUUAAAUUCAUAGUGAUUCAUGCAUGAGAUAUUUUUCCCAUCUUCGUCCAUGCACCAUCACUACUCACCCAACAAUGCUCACUUCAACCCUUCCCUCAAACCCCAACUUCUCUCACAGACCCAUCUCCCUCAAAGACGCUUUUCAAUCUCUAACCCAUUUUUUUACCGACCCAUUAUCCCCAAAAUCUCGCUUCCCUCUUCAACAAGCUUAUUCUCAAGCUCUUGACCUAUGCGCUUCCCACAAAGCUCUUCCUCAAGGCCAACAGUUACAUGCCCAUUUUAUCAAAGCUCAACACUCUCUUGAUUAUGUCUUCCUUGACACCAAGUUUGUCCACAUGUAUGGGAAAUGUGGCUCCUAUCUCGACGCACAGAAACUGUUCGACAAAAUGACUGAACGAACUAUUUUCACUUGGAACGCAAUGAUAGGUGCGUCGGUGUCAACAGCUAGAUAUCACGAGGCGAUUGAAUUGUAUAAAGAGAUGCGAAUUCAUGGAGUGUCGCUUGAUGCUUUUACUUUUCCUUGUGUUCUUAAAGCGUGUGGCGCUCUUAGUGAAAGGCGUUUGGGGCAUGAAAUACAUGGUGUUGCUGUUAAGUGUGGAUAUGGUGCUUUUGUUUUUGUGUGUAAUGCGCUUAUUGCGUUGUAUGCAAAAUGUGGUGAUCUUGGUGGGGCUAGGAUGUUGUUUGAUAGUGUUUUGAUGGAGAAAGAGGAUCCUGUAUCGUGGAAUUCUAUUAUUUCUGCACAUGUUGCUGAGGGUCAGUGCUUUGAGGCACUGUCAUUGUUUAGAAGCAUGCAGGAGGUUGGUGUUGAGAGGAAUACUUACACUUUCGUUUCGGCUCUUCAAGCUUGUGAAGAUCCAACCUUUAUUAAUACGGGUAGGGAGAUACAUGCUGUCAUUUUGAAAUCUAACCAUUUUACUGAUGUGUACGUUUCCAAUGCUUUGAUUGCUAUGUAUUCAAAAUGCGGUCAAUUGGAGGAUGCCGAAAGAGUUUUUAAAACUAUGCUUUGCAAGGAUUGUGUUUCGUGGAAUACAUUGCUUUCAGGUAUGGUCCAAAAUGGUUUGUAUAGUGAUGCAAUAAACCACUUCCGGGAUAUGCAGGAUUCUGGUCAAAAGCCUGAUCAGGUGUCCGUGCUAAACAUGAUGGCAGCAUUGGGAAGAUUGGGGAAUUUGUUGACUGGCAUGGAACUCCAUGCUUAUGCAAUAAGAAAUGGAAUUGAUUCUAAUAUGCAUAUCGGGAAUACACUGAUAGAUAUGUAUGGGAAGUGUUGUUGUGUAAAAUAUAUGGGAGACACUUUUGAGCAUAUGCCCGAGAAGGACUUGAUUUCUUGGACUACAGUUAUUGCUGGUUAUGCACAAAAUGAAUGCCAUCUAGAAGCCUUAAAUUUGUUGAGGAGGGUCCAGUUAGAAAGGAUGGAUGUUGAUCCUAUGAUGAUUGGAAGCAUUUUGCUAGCUUGUAGUGGGUUGAAAUCUGAAAAGCUCGUGAAAGAAGUUCAUGGUUUCGUUUUAAAAAGAGGUUUAGCUGAUAUUUUGAUACAAAAUGCCAUUGUCAAUGUAUACGGAGAAGUCGCGCUCAUAGAUUAUGCCAGACACGUGUUUGAAUCAAUUAACUCCAAAGAUAUUGUGUCUUGGACGAGUAUGAUUACUUGUUGUGUUCAUAAUGGACUUGCAAUUGAGGCUCUUGAACUUUUCUACUCUUUGAAAAAAACUAAUAUUGAACCUGAUUCGAUAACUCUUGUCAGUGUACUCUCGGCAGCGGCGGCUUUAUCUUUGUUGAAGAAAGGGAAGGAGAUUCAUGGGUUUCUGUUAAGGAAGGGUUUCUUCCUGGAGGGACCAAUUGCUAACUCUUUAGUGGACAUGUAUGCUCGCUGUGGAACCGUGGAAAACGCAAGAAAUAUAUUCAACUAUGCAAAACAAAAAGAUCUAAUUUUGUGGACUUCUAUGAUUAAUGCAAAUGGAAUGCAUGGAUGUGGCAUGGAGGCCAUCGAUUUACUCAACAAAAUGACUGAUGAUAAUGUUCUUCCUGAUCAUAUAACCUUCUUGGCUUUAUUAUAUGCGUGCAGCCAUUCAGGGUUAGUAGUUGAAGGCAAGAGGCUUUUUGAAAUUAUGAAAUAUGAAUAUCAAUUGGAACCCUGGCCAGAGCAUUACGCUUGCCUCGUCGAUCUCCUUGCUCGAUCCAAUUCUCUUGAAGAGGCUCACCAUUUUGUGAGAAACAUGCCGAUUGAACCUUCUGCUGAAGUCUGGUGUGCUCUUCUUGGCGCUUGCCACAUUCAUUCAAAUAAAGAAUUAGGAGAGGUUGCUGCAAAGAAGCUCUUACAAUUAAAUACAAAAAAUUCAGGAAAUUAUAUAUUGGUAUCGAACACCUUUGCGGCAGAUGGAAGAUGGAAUGAUGUGGAAGAAGUGAGAUUGAGAAUGAAGGGAAAUGGAUUGAAAAAGAAACCAGGAUGCAGUUGGAUUGAGGUUGAGAAUAAGAUUCACACCUUCAUGGCAAGGGACAAGUCUCAUCCACAGUGUGAUGACAUUUAUCUAAAAUUAGCACAGCUUACAAAGCUUUUGAAAAGAAAAGGUGGCUAUAGGGCUCAAACUAAGUUUGUAUUCCACAAUGUUUCUGAAGAAGAGAAAACACAGAUUCUAUAUGGACAUAGUGAAAGGUUGGCACUUUGUUAUGGUCUGCUUGUUACCCCGAAAAGUACUUCUCUUCGGAUCACUAAGAACCUUCGAAUUUGUGAUGAUUGCCAUACAUUCUUUAAGCUUGCGUCUGAAGUCUCCCAACGGACCCUUGUUGUAAGGGAUGCCAACAGGUUCCAUCAUUUUGAAAAAGGGCUAUGUUCUUGUGGAGAUUUCUGGUGACCACUUUGGUUAUUAUGUGUAGAUAGAAUAGAUCCCCUCUUAACUACGAAACUCGAAAAGAUCUGUCUCGAUGAUCAAGAGGAGGUUCCUCUUUGUGAAGAAGUGAAACCAUCACCUCAUAGCAGUGAUGACAUUGUGGGUCCAGUUAUUCCUUUCCCUGUUUUACUUAUGGUUAAUGAAGUUCGCUACGGGUACUCCAAUUUGCGAAGUGAUGAAUUUUCAGUAGAAGCGGAGCUUGGUCUCAAAUACAAAGAAGUUAUGCAGGUGGCAGUCUCCCUUGCUGGCUCUAAUCCCCCCGAUGACCAUGCAGUCUCCCUUGCAACGACGAAGAGGAACCUUGUGCUGGUUCUUCGAAACCAAAAUCUUUUUCAUCUUAUCGUCCAGUUGCUUUGAAUAACUUUGACGCAGACAAUGUACAGGAGGAACACCGUUUAUACUGAUACAAUUUACGAUACAUUUGUUUUUCAUGUUUCGGAGAAUUCCUGUGAGCAGAAGACCGACAAAUCUGUUGGAGAAGAGAUGUUUGACGAUCUUUGCCCCGUCGAGUUGAGGUUUGAUGCUCCUGAGAAGAAGUUUGAACAUAAUAGUUUAAAGGCAUACUAUGCAUUGAAAAGAAAGAUGUCUAUGUGGCAAAAAAGUUUUGAUUUGUAUAAGGAAUUUUGUAUUCAAUCUGGAUUUGAAAAAGUUGUUAGUUAGUGAUCCUUCCUCAGUUGUGUGAUAGCAAAUGAAUUUUGUCCCCCCGCACUUUUGGUUGGUACUUUGUGGAGGCAAAUUGUGUCUCCUUAAAUGGUUAGCUCCAAGGUGUAAUAUUUAUAUGAAAAAGGAUAUGAUCUAGUUAGUCCUAGGACCUGACUAUGACAUUUUUUUAUAGAUAAGAAAUAUGAUUGACUUUUAUGAUGAAAGAUAUUAAUUUCAAUCAUUAAUUUUCAUAUA